This is a messenger RNA of Brassica rapa (field mustard), 1666 nucleotides long. RefSeq lists its product as uncharacterized. The record is from RefSeq and is a predicted model, not a curated record. Gene Ontology annotation, biological process: negative regulation of cell population proliferation. NCBI's taxonomy places the organism in Eukaryota, Viridiplantae, Streptophyta, Magnoliopsida, Brassicales, Brassicaceae.
AAAGGAUAAAAAGGAAUAAACAGAACUCGCACCGAAGAUACUGUAAGCAACAUUUUGCUUAAAGUCGCACUUUUAUUUGAAAGAGACCGCCGGAUAUUCCAAAACUUAUAUUCUUACUAAACUCCACCAAAAAAAAAUAAUAAGCCAAUAACUUGUAUAUAAUAUAGUUUCUGCAUACAGUUAUAUUGCAUCGUGGAAAGAAAGAAAAUUACAUAUAUAUUCUACGUUACUACGUUCUGUUCAUUCUUUAUUGGCUUCAACUAUGAUAGUUUAACAAGCCCUUUCUCCAAAAAAACUAUGAUAGUUUAAAUGAGAAGUGUGUAUGUGGUUCAGUUCAAUAAAAAACAAAACGAUUAUGAUUGUGAACAUGCUUUGAGGACCCUGGCGAUUUACUCGAAAUGAGCUGUCCGCACUGUUAGGAAGACUGAUUUGACCUCAAUUCGUCAUGGAUUUGAAUGACUAUCGAUGACCUGCAGAGAUUAAUGCCAAAAAUCAUAAUAGCUGGAUAGUAGAGUUGGUACGUUUAGAAAAAAAAAAAAGAGUUGAUACGUUUCUUUUGAAAACUAUAGUAAUUUACGUUCUUGAUUUUCACAGUUUCUCGUUUUUGGUCAACCUUGUAACAUUUCAAUGUGUUAAUAUGAUAGAACUAUGAUAAUAUUCAGUCGUACUGUUUCAGAACAUCAAUAGUAGGAAGUUCUCACAAAGAUUCUCAAAAUCUAUUAAAAAUAUAUAUAUGGAUGAAAUAGUGUUGUGGAUAUUUCAAAAACAUAAGAAACUCAUUUCAAAAAUUUCUUAAAUAAGAGAUUUGAAGUGAGUUUUUGUGGUUUGAAAUACACAUAAUAUAAUAGGUAUAUUAUUGUAUACAUAUGAUGAACCUCCAAUAAAGAUGAACCUAAAACAUUCAUAUGAUGAACCUCCAAUAAAGAUGCUUUUAAUAUGAAUAUAUUUGAAGUUUCAACUGGUAUAAAGAUAUAUAUAUUAAAAUGGGUAUAAUCUUGAUCAUAAAUAGAAAUGUAUGUCAUUGUCGUAAACGAAUACAUAAGUUCAUGUUCUAAUUAAGAUAACUGGGUAAAUCCAUCACAAACAUCUGUACCGAUGAUGAGUCUUUGAAUUGAAAGGAGACAUGAAAACAAUACGUCAAAUAUUUUCAACCAUAAUGGGAAGAUAGUCGGUCACACUCAACAACUGGCCUUUGUUUUUGGGUUGUUUCACUGAAGUGUCCCAAACCAAUGGUGGGGAAUACUUCCUCCUUAUCUCUUUCUCAAUAUAAACGAUGCACCUUCGCUUCCUUUUAAAAAAUACACUUUAAGAACAUCACACAAUCAUCAAUUACUAACAAAAGCUUGUUAUGAAAACACAACAAACAAUGAGGGAGGAGGCAGUGAAGAAUUUGGAAAAGAAAAAGAAGUCUUGUUCACCGAGAGGAGUUGGGAAGUUUCUGAACAAGAAGAAAGGAAAGUUCUACAUCAUUGGGAAAUGUAUUACUAUGCUUCUUUGUGCACACGAGUGAUCCUCUCAUCAUCACACACAUUUGUACGCAUGUAUAUAUAGAGUUAAAGUUUACAUCCGUGCGGGUGUGUUGUAUAUUUAUAUUCUUGUUCUUGCCAACUGUAUACGUGUGCACAAAAAAAUAAAACAAUAUAUAGAACAUGCGACAUUAUGCUGA